Ictalurus furcatus (blue catfish) is the source of this 1323-nucleotide messenger RNA. RefSeq lists its product as uncharacterized. The coding region runs from base 5 to 865 and encodes 286 amino acids. The record is from RefSeq and is a predicted model, not a curated record. Gene Ontology annotation, molecular function: DNA-binding transcription factor activity, RNA polymerase II-specific; RNA polymerase II cis-regulatory region sequence-specific DNA binding. Gene Ontology annotation, biological process: regulation of transcription by RNA polymerase II. The transcript has 3 exons. NCBI's taxonomy places the organism in Eukaryota, Metazoa, Chordata, Actinopteri, Siluriformes, Ictaluridae.
GGAUAUGGCAGCUACUGUGUCUCAGGGGAGUGCAGGGGACUAUAAGCAUCCCCUCAUGCAGAGUCCCCCACCUCUGCGCCGUGCCUCACUACCCUUCUUUGCUGCAUACAACCCCCCUACACACACGCUGUCUAUACUGCUGGACACACCAGAGCACUGUGAGCCUCAGUCCUUCAGCAUGCACACUGAAAGUGGGUUUAACUAUGAUUCUGUGGACUCUUCAACUAAAUAUGAGGCUGUUGCUGGAAACACUCAGUCAUACCAGCUCAUGACAUACCCCCAACAGUCCAGCACAUUAUUGCCUCAACAACCUGGCACUCUCCUUCCCCAACAAAAUAACGUACACCCACAGCAGCCGAACGCACUAUUGCCACAAUACUCACGAAUAUCAUACCUCACCCCAUCUCCGUAUCUGACCCCUAACUCAAGUGAGGGCACUGCCACUUCCUGUAUGCCCCUGAACCCAGGAACCAGUAGCAGCCUGCUACCCUGCACCAACGGAGGACAUGCCUACUUCCACUGCCAAAACGGUAGCCAGGUACUACUUCAGCCUGGGCUACAGGCACUGCAGACAUACCCAUGGACUGGUGACAUGUACGGUCAUUCAGUUCAGGUUCCUCAUGCAGUCCUAAAGCCCCAGUUCUCAUCCCAUGGUCGUGAGAGCCACUAUUCAUCUCUGGUCCAGCCCCAGUCUUACAUCACACCUCAGGGGGCAUCAUGCCCUAGCCUGGCUAAACCUGCCACCCCUGACCCCUUGCUCGCCAGUGUCAAAACAGAGCUGGAGGAAACCGGACACAGUCAGCCAGUCAGAGUUAGCGAGGCAGAGACCAUUUUCCAUUGUGACUUCUCACCCAUUCACUUUUGACAGGUGUGUGCAAAUGUGUGUCUGUAAGCUAAAGAUUGCUGAGUACUUUAAAGGAUCUAUAUGGUGCUAAAUUGUUUGUCGUCCCCCCCCUUAACACUGCAUUGAAUAAAACGGAAAAUGCCAUGAGUGAUGCUUUUGCAUACCAUGUAAUAAAGGGUAAUGGGUCAUUCGCUGCAAUAAGUCUACAUCUAAGUAAGACACAACUUUGUGCAUUGUAGAGUACUAUACUGUAAUGUACCAGGCUGCAAAUAAAUCCCUAAAUGUUCCCCAAAGAAAAUUCUGCAUUAUACUGUUUAUAUUUGGGUGCACAGUACAUUUCUCUAGAUUUGCAUAUUGGGACAAAAAAUCUGGAGGAGCAGGAGGUUUUUUACUCAUGCCAGUGGUAGUUUGAGGUUAGAUGUUUGAGGUUAUGAUGCUCACAUAGAAAGGCUAUGUUAAAUGGGAGUGUCUUCGAUGCA